Molecule: messenger RNA, 1674 nt
Organism: Amblyraja radiata (thorny skate)
Lineage: Eukaryota; Metazoa; Chordata; Chondrichthyes; Rajiformes; Rajidae
Gene: crtam
Product: cytotoxic and regulatory T cell molecule
Exons: 13
Coding region: 69-1457 (462 amino acids)
Biological process (GO): cell recognition; detection of tumor cell; positive regulation of natural killer cell mediated cytotoxicity directed against tumor cell target
Cellular component (GO): plasma membrane
Molecular function (GO): signaling receptor binding
Source: RefSeq, a predicted model, not a curated record
AGCAGAGAGAGACCAGUCAGAUAUUGUUCUGUUCGUAGACCAGUCCGAUAUUGUUCUGCUCAUAGACCAUGGCUAUUCAUUCAGUACUGUGUUUUCUGGUCUUUGCUGCACUUCAAGCAAGUUCACAAAGCCUACGGUGGAAAUUUAUUACUGUGCUCGAGGGAAAUUCAGCAGUUCUCAAUUGUACAAUGAAAAAAAGUGAAGGAUCAUAUAUUGAAUGGAAAAAUCCAAAGCAACAAAUUCUAUACUUUAACAAAAAGAAAGCGCUAAGGGAUCACAGAUUCAAAUUAGUUCAUUACUCAACCUCACAGUUAAUUGUCACACUUCGCAAUACCAGAGUGGAUGAUGACGGCAUCUAUAGCUGCUUAUAUUAUGCUCAUAAAAUAAUAAAGAAGCAAGUGCACCUCACUGUUUUAGCACCACCUUCAACCCCUAUGUUGAGUGUUACCAAACAUUCAUUGAAAGAGAAGGUGGUCCGUUGUAUCACCAAAGGAAGCAAGCCAAAGCCUCACGUAACCUGGCUCCUGAACAACAGAGUGGAGUUACUUGGGCGCACAAAAUAUAAACAAGAAAAUAAUGGUGCAAAGUAUACAACAAUCAGUAUAUUGAAAAUCAAACGACAUAACAAGAAUUCCAGAAUUGACUGUUUGGUUCGACAUGAAGCAUUAAUGAACAGAACUCUUAGAGCAACCUACAGAUUUGAUAACAAUUACAAUUUAUUUGGACCAACUGAAUCAUACGCACAAACAACUGCAAGUGAUGUGGCUACAACCAGUCCAGAACCAACAUUGGACAGUGAGCAACCUGACCUAGACAAGGAGGACUUUUACACCCGAGAAACUCCAAAAACUAAAUUGGAAAAUGACACAACAUUGAAUGCAAGCUCUACACCUAUUAUGGAGUUACCAAUCACAGAAAUUCAAAAAAGCACCAAGACAAAAGCAGGUUCAUUCAUCGGAUAUGGUAGCACUCCACUCAAUUCAAAUGAAAACAGCACAGAGAGAAAUGAACGGACUACAUUCAAUUCUACCGUUACCUGGAAUAAAGCAAAUACCUCAUCCAUUGACAGUGAAAAAACAUUGACAAUAAAAUGUCAAAGCAAUUUAACCAUAGAAAAUAACGGAAAAUAUGAGAAACAACAAAUGAAGAAGAAUGGAGCCCUAUUACUGAUUCUAGUAUCUUUCCUGAUUUGUGCUUUGUUCAUCAUCUUCCAAUUAUUCGUGCUAAAAUUAUGGAAACAGCAUUUAAAGUGGAAAAAGCAAAAAGAUGAAUUUGAUAUCACAGGGGAAAGUAACAAAUCAAAUAAGUCAAGUAACGAAGAAAAUGUUCGAGCAGAAAAUGAUAACCAAGAUUCUAAUCUUCAAACGCAAUACAUAGUCCAUACAAAUUCAGAGGAACGAGUAAAACAGUAUUGUAAUGAUAUACCUGAAGAUCAAACACAAGAGAGUACAGUUUAAUUCAUUUUGUUGUCAGGCAAAUCAAUCGAUUUUUUGUUGUUUUUUUAAAAAUCUUUGUUACUUAUUUCAACAUAUAUUUUGAGGACAAGUUUGUAUAUAAAAAAACUGAAUCAAUUAACUGAAUGUGAAUUAGAAAUAUAUCUUUAAAAUGUUUGUUCCAAACUGUGAAAUGUAUGUUUAAAAGAUUUUUGUAUAUGAAUUGCACAUAUUUAUUGCU